UCUGCUAUAAGUCGAGAGGGUGGAAGCUAAGCUUCUUCGUUUGUUACCCGCCGCCUGAAACCAACACCAACAACAACUCAACAACGUUGGAGUGGGAAAGGGAAAAGGGAAAACGCCGCUGUUUGUUUCAACAACGUUGCUCUUCUCUUCUUGCAUGUUGCAUUGUCUCUUCCCUUCCGACACUUCCCCAUUCCUUCGUUGAUUCACAAAAUCGAACCAGCAAGCAGAAGAGGAUCUUACUUUGUCCAACAGCAUUAGAAAAAACUGAGAAGGAUGAAGUACGUGUUGGUGACAGGUGGUGUUGUUAGUGGACUUGGGAAAGGAGUCACUGCUAGCAGCAUUGGGGUGCUCCUUCAGGCUUGUGGCUUUCGAGUUACUUCUAUCAAAAUUGAUCCCUACCUGAACACUGAUGCAGGGACAAUGUCUCCUUUUGAGCAUGGAGAGGUGUUUGUCUUGGAUGAUGGGGGUGAGGUUGACCUUGAUCUUGGAAACUAUGAACGAUUCUUGGACACCAAAUUAACUCGCGACAAUAACAUCACUACAGGAAAAAUAUAUCAGUCUGUUAUUGAGAAGGAGAGGAGAGGAGAUUAUCUUGGAAAGACUGUCCAGGUUGUUCCACACGUUACUGAUGCCAUCCAAGAGUGGAUAGAGCGUGUAGCACAUAUUCCAGUUGAUGGAAAAGAAGGCCCAGCUGAUGUUUGUGUCAUUGAAUUGGGUGGAACUAUAGGGGAUAUCGAAUCUAUGCCUUUUAUUGAAGCACUAGGCCAAUUUUCCUACCGCGUAGGCUCUAGCAAUUUCUGUUUGGUUCAUGUCAGCCUGGUGCCUGUUCUCAAUGUUGUUGGUGAACAGAAAACAAAACCAACUCAGCAUAGUGUCCGCCAACUUAGAGGCUUAGGGAUGAUCCCAAAUCUUCUUGCCUGUCGUAGUUCAAAGGAGCUUGAUGACAAUGUCAAGGCCAAGCUUGCUCAGUUUUGUCACAUGCCGUCAUUAAACAUACUUACUCUCUAUGAUGUUCCAAAUAUUUGGCACAUUCCUUUACUAUUAAGAGACCAGAAGGCACACGAGGCUAUCCUGAAAACAUUAAACUUGCAAGGUGUUGCUACAGAGCCUAAUUUUAAGGAGUGGAUCACCAGAACAAAAGUUUAUGACAAAUUUGAUGGAUCUGUUAGAAUUGCUAUGGUGGGAAAAUAUACAAGCCUUUCAGAUGCUUACCUUUCUGUACUGAAGGCACUUUUGCAUGCUUCUAUCACUCACAAUCGUAAGCUUAUUUUGGACUGGGUCCCUGCUGGGGAUCUUGAAGAUGCUACUUCUAAAGAGGAUCCUGAUGCAUACAAAGCUGCUUGGGAUCUUUUGAAGGGUGCUAAUGGGAUUCUUGUUCCAGGAGGUUUUGGUGAUAGAGGAGUGCAAGGGAAAAUUCUUGCUGCUAAGUAUGCUCGAGAAAACAGCGUUCCGUUUCUGGGCAUUUGCUUGGGGAUGCAAAUUGCUGUCAUUGAGUUUGCCAGAUCUGUUCUUGGUCUUCAUGAUGCUAAUAGCACAGAAUUUGAUCCGGAAGCCAAAAAUCCUUGCGUCAUAUUUAUGCCAGAAGUUUCAAAGACUCAUAUGGGGGGAACUAUGCGUCUUGGUUCAAGGAGAACAUACUUCCAAGUUGCUGAUUGCAAAUCAGCUAAGUUGUAUGGUAAUGCAAGCUUUAUUGAUGAGAGACAUCGGCAUAGAUACGAGGUUAAUCCUGACAUGAUACCACAACUUGAGAAAGCUGGUCUGUCCUUUGUUGGAAAAGAUGAAACUGGGAGGCGCAUGGAGAUAAUUGAAUUGCCUGGUCAUCCUUUCUUCAUUGGUGCUCAAUUUCACCCUGAGUUCAAGUCAAGACCUGGAAAACCUUCUCCACUAUUCUCAGGAUUAAUAGCAGCAGCAUGUGAGAGGACAGUUCUGCCGGUAAGCAACGGACAUGCCAAGUUAACACCCAAUGGCGUUUUAAAUGGACACUCUCCUACGCAGAAAGAACAUAAUGGAAAUGGGUUCAAAUCUUCCAAUGGUUCCUCAAAUGGAGUAUAUGCCAAUGGCAAUGGAAGCUGCUAAUUAAUCAUCUAUGUUUUUUGGUUACAAGUUUGGUUUGAUUUUCUCCAAAAACAUGUUUUGUGCUCGGUUGGCCUGUACAGUUUGAGUGGAUAGAUAUCUUUAGGGGGGAUAUGUCUCCAGCGUGGAGCAAAUUUUGAGCGUAACAACUUUUUAAUUUCCAAGCCUGAAGGUUAUGGAUGAUAAUUUUCACAAUGAAUAAAAAAUGCUGUAGCUUGUCAUGGUUA
Lotus japonicus is the source of this 2300-nucleotide messenger RNA. RefSeq lists its product as uncharacterized. Bases 274 to 2076 code for a protein of 600 amino acids. NCBI's taxonomy places the organism in Eukaryota, Viridiplantae, Streptophyta, Magnoliopsida, Fabales, Fabaceae. Gene Ontology annotation, biological process: CTP biosynthetic process; pyrimidine nucleobase biosynthetic process. Gene Ontology annotation, molecular function: CTP synthase activity; identical protein binding. The record is from RefSeq and is a predicted model, not a curated record. The transcript is spliced from 22 exons.